Messenger RNA from Carlito syrichta (Philippine tarsier), 1800 nucleotides. RefSeq names its product solute carrier family 38 member 5 (gene SLC38A5). Gene Ontology annotation, biological process: L-glutamine transport; glycine transport; serine transport. The record is from RefSeq and is a predicted model, not a curated record. NCBI's taxonomy places the organism in Eukaryota, Metazoa, Chordata, Mammalia, Primates, Tarsiidae. The transcript has 15 exons. Gene Ontology annotation, molecular function: L-glutamine transmembrane transporter activity; glycine transmembrane transporter activity. Bases 35 to 1438 code for a protein of 467 amino acids.
CCCCCUACUCCAUCUCUGACCUUCUGCCCACAGGAUGGAACUGCAGGAUCCAAGGAUGAACGGAACCCUUCCUGCGGGUGCUGUGGGCUACAGGCAGGAGCAUGAGGGCUUCCUGCCCAGCCAUGGUACUGCUCCAGGGAGGAAGCCAGUCCAGUUCAUGGAUUUUGAGGGAAAGACAUCGUUUGGAAUGUCAGUGUUCAACCUCAGCAACGCCAUCAUGGGCAGCGGCAUCCUGGGACUGGCCUAUGCCAUGGCCCACACUGGGGUCCUCUUCUUCCUGGUCCUGCUGCUGUGCAUUGCGCUUCUGUCUUCGUAUUCCAUCCACCUCCUGCUGACCUGUGCCGGUGUUGUAGGCAUCCGAGCCUAUGAACAGCUGGGACAGAGGGCAUUCGGGCCAGCGGGGAAGGUAGUGGUGGCCGCGGUCAUCUGUCUGCACAAUGUUGGGGCCAUGUCCAGUUACCUGUUCAUCAUCAAAUCUGAGCUCCCCCUGGUUAUCGGCACCUUCCUGAGCAUGGACCCGGAGGGGGACUGGUUCUUGAAGGGAAACCUCCUCAUCAUCAUUGUCAGUGUGUUGAUCAUCCUGCCCCUGGCCCUCAUGAAACACUUGGGCUACCUGGGAUAUACCAGUGGUCUCUCUCUGACCUGCAUGCUGUUUUUCCUUGUUUCGGUCAUCUAUAAGAAAUUUCAGCUUGGCUGUGCUGUAGGUCGCAAUGAGACAGAAGUGGAGGGCCUCCCUACCCAGGGGCUUAACAGCACCUGUGAGGCCCAGAUGUUCACAGUUGACUCCCAGAUGUCCUAUACAGUGCCCAUAAUGGCUUUCGCCUUUGUCUGCCACCCUGAGGUGUUGCCUAUCUACACGGAGCUCUGCCGGCCCUCCCAGCGCAGGAUGCAAGCUGUGGCCAACAUAUCCAUUGGGGCCAUGUUCUGCAUGUAUGGGCUCACAGCGACCUUUGGAUACCUCACCUUCUACAGCAGCGUGGAGGCAGAGAUGCUGCACAUGUACAGCCAGAAGGACCUGCUCAUCCUCUGUGUGCGCCUGGCCGUGCUGCUUGCGGUGACCCUUACAGUGCCAGUUGUGCUGUUCCCUAUCCGCCGGGCUCUGCAGCAGCUGCUUUUCCCAAGCAAGGCCUUCAGCUGGCCACGGCAUGUGGCCAUAGCCCUGAUCCUGCUUAUCUUGGUCAACGUCCUGGUCAUCUGUGUGCCAACCAUCCGGGAUAUCUUUGGGAUUAUCGGGUCCACCUCAGCCCCCAGCCUCAUCUUCAUCCUUCCCAGCAUCUUCUACCUCUGCAUUGUACCCUCUGAGGUGGAACCUCUCUUCUCCUGGCCCAAGAUCCAGGCCCUGUGUUUUGGAGUACUGGGGGUCCUCUUCAUGGCAGUCAGUCUAGGCUUUAUGUUUGUCAACUGGGCCACAGGCCAGAGUCGCGUGUCUGGGCACUGACCAUACCCUACCUGACCCGGGUCUCUGUGCCAUGCACAUGUGUGCAUGGAGGGGGUCGGAGCUGCUCUCUAGGGUCCCUCCUGCCUGGUGUGUGGAGGUGGCUGGUUCCCAUUAACAUGGCUGUCAGAGGUGGAGGACAACAGAGGCUGCAGAGUGGUCUCCUUCCCUCCUCCCUAGGGUUGCUGAGCUUGGAUUACAGCCCUAAUCCCAACCCCAACCCCACAGGAGGAGGAGGAGGAGGAGGAAGAGGCCAGGUCCUAGGAGAGCCCUUGCCCAGCCCAGUUCUCUCUGCCUCCUCCUGGCUAAAGCUGUUGUCAGGAUUACCCUUGAGCUAAAGGGGAAGAAUAAAGAUGUUGAAUUAC